Molecule: messenger RNA, 1344 nt
Organism: Fusarium tjaetaba
Lineage: Eukaryota; Fungi; Ascomycota; Sordariomycetes; Hypocreales; Nectriaceae
Product: UPC2-like regulatory protein
Exons: 2
Coding region: 1-1344 (447 amino acids)
Biological process (GO): regulation of transcription by RNA polymerase II
Molecular function (GO): DNA-binding transcription activator activity, RNA polymerase II-specific; zinc ion binding
Source: RefSeq, a predicted model, not a curated record
AUGGACACCGAGGUUCAUGACGUCGUUACAGUGAGGAGUGGAUCGAAGGCCAGAAGGCCACACAAGAAAGCAAAGACUGGCUGUCUUGACUGCAGAAGACGGCGCGUCAAGUGCACUGAAGAGCGGCCUGAAUGCCGUGCUUGUCAUCGUCGUGGAGUUGAAUGCGAAUACCCUUCGUUCCAAGGAGUAGUAUUCCCAUCACCGUCUACACAGCAUGGCGACGAAACAUCUCCCGAGUCAACUUCGUCACAGCCGCCGAAGCAGAUCCAGACCCAGACGAUUGCACCUGUUCCGGGUCUGGUCUCAAAUGCAUAUCAGUCAGUUCUUGGGGUACAUCAACACGACAGACCAACCGUGAUCUUCGGGAUCGAGGAUAUGGCUCUACUCCACCAUUGGACAGUCUCGACCAGUCUCGACGUUUACAAGAACUCUGCCAUGUCGGCUAUCUGUCAGGUCUCGUUCCCCAAGAUCGCAUUCAAAUACCCAUUCGUGAUGCAAGCUCUCCUAGGUCUGACUGCUCUACACAUCGCAUAUCUCGAGCCACAAGAGAGGUUGCGAUAUACAGGAGAAGCAGCGCGAUACCAUAGCCUAGGCCUCCAGGGCUUCAACGAAGCCAUUCCACACUCGAAUGAGGAGACUGCUGAGGGGUUGUUUGUCUGGUCAUCGCUCAACCUUUUCUACGUAUUUGCGGCAUCAGGUCGAUUAGGAGAGGGGUUCUGGGACGAGUCUAGCUGGGGCGGUCGUAAAGAUCGCAUCUUGGGGGCGGGAUGGAUCCCCAUGCUUCGAGGUAUCCAGGUAGUCAUGAUGCCUUAUUUCGAUGUCCUAUCUGCGGGUCAGUUGAGAGAGGCCAUGAAUAUUGGCAAUUGGGACGAUGUCGAUCCCGACUCGGUAGAAGACAUCAAUGACAAGCGCUUCUGUCGCUUGAGGGAAACCUGGGAGCAUAAUCCAGAUGCGUCAACUUACGAAGAUAUUCUGCACAUUCUUAGGAGGAUCAGGAUGUUCAUGGCACAGUUUUCAAACAUCGAUACUGAGCCUCCUGGGAGUUCGGUAACCAAUAGGGCCUGGCAGGGGGCUUUCUUGUUUGUACCUUUUGCAUCAGACCGGUACUUUUCUCUGUUGCAUCAGAGACAACCGCCAGCACUCGUCUUAUAUGCUUUCUACGGUGCCUUGCUGCACUCCCUGAACGAUUCUUGGUUUAUGGAAGGUUGGGGAUAUGAUAUUGUAGGGGUAGUGAAUGACUUGCUUGGCUCUUACUGGGAACAUUGGAUAUCAUGGCCACUGGCGGUAGUUGGUUUAAGAACAGGAGAUAUGGAAGGAUCGCCAAUGUCGAUUUUAACCAAGUAA